Molecule: messenger RNA, 16625 nt
Organism: Spirodela intermedia
Lineage: Eukaryota; Viridiplantae; Streptophyta; Magnoliopsida; Alismatales; Araceae
Source: the annotation of a GenBank genome assembly
AUGGAGAGGGCGUGCAGGCUCUCCAAUGCUACUUAUUGGGAGAUCACGCCUUCUCUUCCCCUGCCCUCGCUCCCGGUGUCCUGCGGCGCGCGGAGUCAGAGGCUGCUUCUGUCCGAAGAGACUAUCGGCGGUGGAACCAGGUCUGUCGACCGGAAAGAGGUUCUCGAGAAUGCCAGUAGGAUCGCAGAUCUCCUUAGGGAUUGCGACGUCUCCUACCUGUAAGCUUUUAUCCAUUACAUCUGUUUUCUCUUCACUUGUCAAGGGGAAUUCUCUCACUUCAAUGCUAACCGGUGUUUGCUGAUGAAAGUAGCGGGACUUCAACUAUAGUGCGCGAAUACAUGGUAUUCCUUUUCUGACUGAAUACUGUAUUGCCGCAGAAAUGUGAAAGAAGAACAGGAAGCGACUUUCAUUGAUUUUGCAGAGUGUCCGAGGCUCUACUCUGAAGUUCUCAGAUAUAACUCGGGAGCAUUCGAGUAUUCAGUUCCUGGUACGUAACUUGACUACGCACGAUGGACGGGCUUGCCUUUCGCUAUUCCAAUUUUUUUGUGACGUCUGCGGAAACCCUAUCAAAUGCACACAGUCAACUUGAUCCUCAACACACCAAAUUGUGAAACUAAAACGCGCGUCUAGUCUCAGCACUUUGACGAACAUAAUUUGUGCAGAGGGAUAUGGACUUUGUGGUGGAUUAUUGGAUUCGUACUCAUAAAGGUUAUAUUCAUAAAGAGCUGGGAGAUAAAUAUGCCGUUUCCCCAUUAAUUAACGACCUAUCGAAAGACCUUUAGGUACUAGUAAUUUUUGGACAUAAGCUGUAUAUUAUGCAUGAUCAGCAUUCCCAUGGAGAUCCAUUUUGUCUUCCGCUUGCUAAUUAUCACAAAAUUUAACACAAUUAAGUUCUACAUUAUCGUUUACUAUAUUUAAAAAAUAAAUGGCAUGGAUUUUUUAACAUAUAUUUUACACAGGUGAAGGAAAACUUGUUUUGGUUGAUACUUUUUUAGUAUGCAAUGAUAGUGUGAUUUAUCCAUUCAAAAUAUAUUUUUUUCUUGUAUGCAUCAUUUUUCAUCAAGAUAAUUAUCUAAUAUUAUAUGUGACUGAAGGUUUAAAUUUUAUCUAACAAUUAUUUGUAAUCCUAUAUCGUAAUCAAACAGGCAGCGUUGUUGUACUAGUUGAGAAUAUAAAACAUUGCAAUUUAUUGUUCUAUAUGUUUUGAGAACAAUAAAUACGGUUUAUGGAUUUUCUGCAUCUAGAUUUGUUUUAUUGGAAAGUGAUAGAAAAUCUUAGAUUUUCCAUCUUCUCUAUUUUUUUGGAGAAAUAAUGUGGUUACCUUUGGUUAUUUACCUUAUACAUCUUUGGACAAUCGGGGGGGAUAAAAAUAGGAUGAUAGAAAGCGGAGAGAAACUCAUUUUCCCCUUCACACAUUUCAGAGGCCAUUGUAUUUAGUGCGGAUUGGGUAAUGUAUAAAUCCUGAGCGAUGGAAAGGGACCAAAAUCUGUGCUUGCAAGUUAAACGAUUGACAGAAUAGGAGAUUUCUAUUUUCUGUCUUAUGCUGUUCUAUAUCAAGAAAAGUAGACGACAUUAUGAUGCAUUCCCAUCAGUUAUUGUUUCUGAAAAUCUUAAUUGGAUUUUUUUCUUCGAUCUCCUAUUCUGCCUCCUAUCACUUUGACAUUGCACAAUAGUCGAAAGAUCUUUCUCUGAGGAUUUUCUUCUCUACAUAUUUCGUAGUUUCCUUGAUAUAGUGGAUAUAUUUUGGUAGAUAAAAAAAUAAAUUCCGGGGUGAUAUAAUGGAAUAAUCAAACAGCAAUGUUAUCCUUGACUGUACAAUACUUUGUGUUCCUUUUUAAUACUACUUUGUAAUAUAAUGAUAAAAUUCAUGAAGAAAACAGAUUAAUGUGUAAUGGUAAAAAGUAAGUGACUCUGUACUUCAUCUCAGGAUACGAUUUUUGCUGCGAAAGUAGUUGUCAUUGCGGCAAUUUUUCUACCUUAGUCCUUCUUUAUUCAUUGAACUUGUUAUUUGUUUGAUUAAAAAACUUGGCACUGUUGAACGUACGAAUUUUCCAAUUGCAUAUUUUAGCUGUAUUCCAUCUCAGGAUAUGAUUUUGCUGUGAAAGUAGUUGUCAUUGCGGAAAUUUCUCUUAGUCCUUCUUUCUAUUUAUUCAUUGUAAUUGUUAUUUGUUUGAUUAAAAAACUUGGCGCUGUUGAACAUACGAAUUCUCCAAAUGCAUAUUUGAGCUGUAAUCAUGCUCGAUUUGUUUUAUUAUCUAUGCAUUAUCAGUUAUGGGUGAGAAUGGUUGAACAUGCUUAUUUUACCUUCAUCUUAAUUGGUAUUUUCAGGUUUCUCAGAGUCUAUUAAAGAGAAGAUAUACAAUGAUUCAGUCCCAGGAAAGAAACCCUUUGAACAGAAUGGGUUUUCUGUUGUUCAAACACAAAAAGCCUACGGAGAAAAUGUUAACAACCAGUUUGGGAGGAAUCUUGUUAAUGUAAGUGUUAUUGAUCUGCCUUUUAUUCUUUUAUUCAUAUUUGACUAUUUACUCAGUAACAUUUGAUAUCAAAGGACCCAGCAACUGAUGCUGGUUCGAGGAAACCAAAAGUCAAGAAGAAAGAACUCGAAUCCAUAUCUUUAUCAACAACUGAGGUACCUGAUUAUCAAGGUUCGUUUUUUUAUUGCAUUAUACCUUGUUUGUUCCUUCAUACUUAUUUUUCAUUCAGAUUGAUGUCUUAUCUUUUGUCACAGAAAUCAUCAGAGGCUUUUGUGAGACAGUGGACGAUUUCUGUGGGAGGGCAGAAAUAUCUUCUUGUGGUCAAGAUAUGGGGACUGAAGGGGCUUCUCUUCCCCUGACCGAUAUUAAAAUUAUGUUGAAUGAAAUAAACGCUAUACGCGAGAAGAAACUAUUGCAUUUAAUACCCGUUGAUGCAUUUACAAGACUUCUAAAUGUUCUAGAUCAUCAAAUUAAAUGUGGACAAGGAUUAUCUGUUGAUGAAGCGGAAAACGUAAGCUGGUUUCUCCUCCUCUAGACCUCCACUCUGCAUUAGAUUAAUCUAUCGGUUCCUUUGUAGUUAUUAAUUCUCACGCUAGUUUUUUACGGUACAUGCAAGUCCUGUUUGAUUUCGGGCUGUCGUUUAGUGAAUGCGUUAAUCUUAGAUAUAACUUUUUAGAAUUUUGUUUAUUGGCUCAUAAAUGGGUCUUCACUCAAGUGGAUAGAAAAUGAUAAGUUGGAGUCAUCGUUUGCAUAUUUUACUUCGUAGGGCAGGAUAUGAGUUGUAGGCCAUUAGGAUUGGCAUUAAGUGGGAGAAAAUUGGAUCAGGCUUCACAUUUGAUAUUGGGUUCCCAACUGAAUAAGUAAAUUCUGUAGGACAAUUGAUGGAAAGUUUUUUUUUUGGUGUAAGUGGAUUGUAUCACGUAUGCAUUCACUAUAGGAGGAUAAUCCACAGAUAUAAAGUCUUGAAAUUCGUGAAAAGUUUGAAAGUGAAGCUCGAUCUUUUUCAAAUGCUUUGUUGGAAAGCAGAUUAGCAACUGUGUUUUUGUUAUCUCUUUGAUUAAUUCCCUAGAAAAGAGGAUUUAUAAGGGUGGGAAAAUUGCUAUUGUUGUCUAGGCUAUUGGUUUUUUUUUUCUAGAACCAUCAUCAAAUGAAAGGAUCAAUGUGUGGAAAAUCCUUAUUUAACUCUACUGGCUGCUGGAGCUUGACACAAGGAUUGUAUACCCCAGGAACAGCCAUGCUCGGGGUUUAUUAUUAUUAUUAUUAUUAUUAUUAUUAUUAUUUAAGCAGACCUCUAGAAUGGCUGCUGAGAUGAACUGCUUUUAUAAUUUCGACACACUUUCUCCACUGCUAUCUUCCCUGUAAACUUUUAUGUUGUGUCAUCACCUGUUAUGGACUCUCCUGGGCGUACAUUGUUAUUGCUGGGAGAUGUUCUUCCCACGCUCAAAAACAAUAGAAAAAGUUUCGUUCUCUCUCCCCUCCCCUACUCCCUCUCCCGCCCUUGAAUAAAUUUAUUUUAUCUCUUUCCUCUUUUUUCAGUAGAAUGAGUCAUCAUUUCUGACAUAUGCUUCACAUUCCAUUUAUGUUAAUCCAUCCCUUUCUUCAUUUUUCUUUUUAAUUUAUUUUUGUUUUACUUGUGUCCAAUGCACUGUCAUCUUUAAUUUAUUGUCUUUUGAAUGGGCCAUGCUCAUACAAAAGUUUAUUUAUCCAUGCAAUAUUUUUGUUGUGUCAAUUAGAAGUACUUUUUAUUAUUUACAUGAGAUUUUUAGUUUACCGUGAAAUGUUCUGCCUCAUUUGUUGUUGAUUUCUUUUAAUAGUGUCACUGGUUCUAAGACAUUGAUGGAAGGAUUUUAACUGAUGAACUCUUUGUCAUUGUUUCUUUAUCAUUGAGGAGCUAUCUCCCCCUUGUUUUUUUAAGAUGUCAUCUCAAAAGUUUGAAGUUUUGUUCAUUUUACUGAAUGAUCAAUCCCUUUUCAUUUUAAUGAUAUUUCCCAGGCCGAUGUGGAUGCUGUGUCGCUGGUUUUUUGUGCUCUGGAGUCUACAUAUGCUGCCCUAGCUAUUAUGACACAUCAUGGUAUGCCAAAGCAGCUGUACAAGGAUGAAGUACGUGCUAGCCUCUUUCCCAUAUUUUGGUGUGUAGCUCUUCGUUUCUUACACCACACUGUGUCGGUGUUUCCUUCUGUGGUGAAAUUUAAAAGUUUCAAUAUACUUUUAGUGUAUGCCAUAUUUUUUUCGUAACUUUGAUUUGAUAAUGUCCCUUGUCAGAUGAUUGAACGAAUUCUUGAUUUUUCACGGCAUCAAAUUAUGGAAGUAAUGGCAGCUUUUGACCCAUCAUAUCGUGCCAUUCAUAAACCCAAUGAAAGUGUUGCUUUGGACGGUAUGGUUCACCACCAUGUUUAGCUUCUUUACUUGGUUACGUGUUAUUGGUUGUGUGGAUAUUUUUAGUGAAAUAAUGGACGAGGUCCGGGACUCAGAAACUUAGCCAUCAGUGGUGAGCUAGUUGUCAUAUCUGGUUGAAUUUAGGGGCUAGUGCUUUCAGUCAGGAUAGGACCUCGAAGAGUGUGCUCUGUAUGUUUUCUUCUGUUGCCAAGCAUGUACGACUGCACUAAAAUGGUCCUUGCUAUAGUUAUAAGAGAAUAAAUAAAGAGAAUGAUUUGUCGUUACUUAUUCAUUUUGUUCUGGGCAAUGAAUGCCAAUGCUGACUUGUAGGUGGUUAUAUCUAUCCAUGUUCUCCUCCAGUCAGUUUCUGUUUGAGUCACGUCUUCAGAUGCUAUUACUAGUGUGUCAUAAUCGUUCUGGGAUUUGUAGACCACGAGUCGUAUCCCCCUUGUAUUGAAAUUUGUAGACCUGCAUGAUAUGUCCUUGCAUUGGGCAUCAUCUGAGUUUGAAAUCACUGUUCUUUGAUGCCACAUACGUCUAUUUUUCUUUCUUUUUUAGGUGAUGACGAUGAAGAGGAUGAGGCGGCUGAUCUUGGUUCAGCAGGCAAGAAACGUAGGAAUACAAGGAUAGCUAAAGUGAAGAAGGCAUCUGGGAACAAGUGUGGCCAUAUUAUUACUUGAUUAUUUAUGACUUUGUAUGAAUUUCCAUGCCAUUAUUUGUUUUUAUCUAAAUUCAGAAUGCGGUGACCCCUAAUUUGUACUGGUUUCGAUUUCUUAGGGUAUCCACAGCCGUCUCCACUGUACUUCAGAAACUUUGCUCAAUACUUGGUUUUCUGAAGGAUCUAUUGACCGUGGAGAGAUUAUCAGAUAGCUGUAUACUUCAACUGAUAAGGACUAGCUUUUCAACAUUCUUGGUGGAUAAUAUUCAAAUCCUGCAACUAAAGGCUAUCAUUUUGAUCUGCACGGUAUGCAUCUCAUAUUUCUAUAUGGUGUUGUCAGUGGCUGGGAUCUUUUCACCAUAUUCACAGUCGUGCCUUUUCAUUUUUCUGUGCUCGAUGACAGGUGUUUGGUUCAUAUACGCAACAUAGAAACUUUAUAAUAGAUGAAACACUUCAGCUUCUAAGGAAGUUGCCAUGUUCAAAACGUGCCAUCAGAACUUACCUUCUACCUGAUGAAGAACAGAAGCAGAUUCAAAUGAUAACUGCCUUGCUAAUUCAUUUGGUUCAAUACUGUGCUGACCUUCCUGAGACAGUUAAAUCAAAAAUAACUUAUAAUUCACUCCAUGAUAUUUCAAUUAAUGCGAAUUUCCCGACUAAAUGUUAUGAAGCUGCCACUGAGGCAUGUUGCCUUUUCUGGACAAACGUCCUUCAACGUCUCACUACUGCAAAAGCUCAGGAUAUAUCAGAGUCAAAAAUGAUUUUGGAAAACCUCGUGAUGGAUUUGCUGACAACGCUGAAUUUACCGGAGUAUCCAGCUUCUGCAUCAAUUCUUGAGGUAAAGACAACAAGCUUCUUACGCAGUAAGGUGCACAUUAUAUUUUGUUUACUUAUGCUAUAAUUGCAGGUACUUUGUGUCUUACUUCUUCAAAAUGCUGGGCUGAAAUCCAAAGACAUUUCUGCAAGAUGCAUGGCUGUUGAUCUUCUUGGAACAGUCGCUGCUAGGUUGAAACAUGAUGCAGUUGUCUGCAGCAGGGAUAAGUUUUGGAUUGUACAGGAGCUUUUUGAUGAAAGUAAUGACAAUACUAAUGAGGCAAAAGAUAUUUGUCAUGUUUGUCUUGAGGGGAGAGGUGCAAAGACCGUCAUUGUUUGUCAUUUUUGUCAAAGAUGUUUUCAUGUAGAGUGCCUUGGAUUUACUGGGCGAGAAUUGCUUCGUGAUUGGUCUUGUCACAUUUGCCUCUGCAAAAAGCAGCUCACAGUUCUACAAUCAUCCUUCAAGUCCAACUGCAAGAAUGAUGAUUUAGGCGGUGCGAGUCUGACAGGCAGCUCCUAUGGGACUCCAUACCCCAUUUCUUCCUUGGAAAUCGUUCAACAAGUGCUUUUGAAUUACCUACAAGAAAAUUCUUUGACUGACGAUAUACAUCUGUAUACUCGCUGGUUAGUUAACUUCCAAGCUGAGCUAUUUUUCUUUUCAACGAUUUCGGCCUUUGCAGCGAAAUUUCUGUCGUUUCUUAUGCAGGUUCUAUCUCUGCCUAUGGUAUAAGGAUGAUCCUCACUGUCAAGACAAAAUACUUUACUAUCUCUCUAGACUGAAGUCUAAAGCAAUUCUACGAGAUUUUGGUUCCUCAUCAUUUUUGUCAAGGAAAUGGGCUAAAAAGCUAUCUCUAUCACUUGGGCAAAAAAACUCUUUUUCUAGAGGAUUUGAUAAGAUUUUAUCGCUUCUUCUGGUAACUUUUUACUUUUUCUUCCCCCAUUUACUUCGAUGUGCUUUAAUGAUUCAUUUGAAAAAUGUAUCACGGUUACUGUUUCUGAUGUAAAUAUCUGCAGGCAAGUUUAAGGGAGAACUCUCCUGUUCUUAGGGCCAAGGCCUUGCGUGCGGUGAGGAAAAAAAUCUAAAUUAUUGGUACACUGGAUUCAAUGGUUGACUUGAUUCCAGUUCUGAGUUAUAAUAUUCUAGUUAUCUGAUUCAUGCUUAGGUUAGUGCGAUAGUUGAGGCCGAUCCUGAGGUUUUAUGUGACAAACGUGUCCAAUCUGCUGUCGAAGGGAGGUUUUGCGACUCAGCAAUAUCUGUUCGUGAGGCUGCGUUAGAACUUGUUGGUAGACAUAUUGCAACUCAUCCUGAUGUUGCCUUGAAGGUGUGCAGGAUUCUGAAACUUAUCACCUCUCUGAUAUUUAUGCAUUGAAACCGCUUAAUAUUGGCUUGCUAUUUCUUUCAGUACUUUGAUAAGGUUGCAGAGAGAAUCAAGGAUACUGGAGUUAGUGUGCGGAAGAGAGCUAUGAAAAUUAUUCGUGAUAUGUGCAUUUCUAAUACCAGUUUUUCGGAGAUGACACGUGCAUUUAUGGAGAUUAUUUCACGUGUUAGUGACGAUGAAUCCAGCAUACAGGUAUAUGUCAGAGCUCUGAGUUUCUUUUAGCUGAUUAAUAAUCUGAAAUUUUAUGAUCGAUAAUCUGUCAUGAAGUAUCCGAUUUUUUAUGAUUAGCUAUAUCCUGCUUCCUACAUCAUCUAUGACGAGCCUGGGUAAAUUGUUUUGAAAAGUUUACAUCUGUUUAGAUGGUCUUAUAUUUCAUACUUUUCAACGACCAUCAUCUACGGAAUGUUUUAAAUGUUUUAGCUAUAUCCUUUUCCGGCUUAAAUGUUUUAAAUACUUUUCAACGACCAUCAUCUACGGAAUGUUUUAUUUUUUUGAAGGUUACUUAGAUAUAUGUUGAUUACUGGAGUACCCACGCUGCUAUAUAAUCGGCAAUCGAAAUUUGAUGUCCCCUGGAUCAAGAAAGACAGAGAAAACCCAAGAAAAUAAGCACAACAAUGAUGAUUAUAGAACAAUGUGCUAUACCUCUGACGUUCAACUGAAAGAAGUCCACAAAAACUUAUCUAUUAACCUGUAAACUAUGUAUCUUCUUAUUUUUUAUGCAGGACUUUUCUAUUUGAUACACACUAUAAACUAGUCACCUUCUACUUAGACUAUGCUGCUGACCUAAUUUUGGGCAACUAGUUAAGACACCGAUGCUUUCUAUCCUGUUAUCUUAGUGUAAUUUUCUCUUCAGGUCAUCUUUGAGAGUUCCUCUAUCUGCUGCCACUGUCAGUUAGUUAGUUCAUGUGACUAGAUAGCAGAAGCCGAACACUAUUGCCUCUUGUAGAUGGCUGGAAGACAUUAUUUAACUUGCCGGCCUUGGGGUUUUUGACAAACAUUAUGCUUUAUUAAGAAUAUGGAGAAUACCGUUUCUUGUCUUUACUCCUGCUGAGUUGGGAACCUCAAACCUUAGAGGUCAACUCUAGUGAUAGUGACCUGGGGAUCUUUUCGAACGUGAUGGGUGAUGGAUCAAUAUCUUGCAACGUUAUUGGCUCGUUGUUGUCUUUCAGAUGGGUCCUGAAUUGGAUGCGUGCGUCUGUUUAACUGGUUGUAGAUGAUCCCAGCAAUGCAGACCUUCGUUGCCUUGGCCUGGGAUAAUUUGGAUGUAUCCAUCGUAGUGUUUUCUUCUUCACUAUCUCAGUAUCUAGAGCUUCUCCUCCUCCUCAGUCAGCAAAUGAAUAGAGGGUUUUUUUGGGGUAGGGGAGGGGAGUGGGGGAGCGCCUUAAACCUCAUAUUCCCUGUGCUCGAUGGUUAAAUUUUUUGGAGAACCCCUAUUCAGUCUCUGUAAUCUGGCUAAGGUUUUUUUGAGCGUGGUACUUUAUUAGAACUGAAUAAUAUAUGUUGUAUUGCCUUUUUAAAAUGUUUUUAUUAUUGUUUAUUUACCAUUGAACUGCCUUUUUGGCUAUCUUUAACAGAAUAUUUAACUAUUUUACAGGACCUAGUAUGCAAGACAUUUUAUGAAUUUUGGUUUGAAGAACCCUCUGGCACCCAGACACAGUUUGCCAGAGAUGGUAGUUGUGUACCAUUGGAGGUGGCAAGGAAAACUGAACAGAUCGUUAAUCUUCUGAGAAAGAUCCCCAAUCAUCAACUUCUUGUCACUGUUAUUAGGCGCAACUUAGCCCUUGAUUUUCUCCCGCAGUCAGCGAAAGCCAGCGGGGUUAAUGCUGGUUUAAUUGCUCAAGUGCGCAAGCGAUGUGAACUGAUGUGCAAGCAUUUGUUGGAAAGAAUUUUGCAGGUCGGAUUCCUGCUUGAGAUGAUAACAAUCAUUUUGUACAUUUUGAAUAAUACGACUUAUCUGCAGUUCAAUUAAUUUUGCAGCUAGAGGAGACAAGUAACAUAGAGGUGGAGUUGAUAACAUUUCCAUAUGUACUGGCCUUGCAAGCAUUUUGUGUGGUGGAUCCUUCACUCUGUGCCCCCGCAACUGAUCCUUCUCAGUUUGUUGUGACUCUUCAGCCAUACCUUAAGAACCAGGUUUUUGAUCUUGUAUUGAUUUUUUAGUUGAAAUACAUGUUUAGUGUAAUGCAGUGCAUCCAUCUCUGUCCUUAUUUCUUUACGUUUAUUUUUGGCAAGCCUCUGUGGACAGAAUUCAUUGAUGCUCUCGUAGAGCAUUUGCAGAGAUAAUUAUACAUAUCUUUCAUUCGAAACAAAUGCAACAAAUAUUCAUGCUCUUUGGAAUAGGAAUUUCUUUCAAAUGACGAUAUAGGUAGUGUUCAGGGAACGGAUGCUGUGUACAAAUUUUUCAUCUAUUAUUCUCUGUUGUGGUUGGUAAGAGAUACUAAUGGGUUCAGUAAAAAUCGAGCGUAUGCCUGUGUAUAAGUUCAUGGUAAGAAUGUAGCAUUCUUACCGGUGGCUGCAAAGUUGCCACAUGGUGUGUUUUGUUUUUAUUUUGCAUAUAUACCAAUGGAAAAAGAUUCAUCUGGAGGAUAAUCACCCUGUACUCAUGAUCUUAUUUCUUUAUUCGGGCACAGUUGAAGUUGGAGAAACUCGAGGACUGUUGUUUGAUUGUGUGAUCUGAACUAUGAUCAAGAAUUAAUUCUAUCUACUAGAUCUUAUGAUUUUUGAUAUAUUCUCCACUGUAUAAAGUUAUCUUGACGACGUAUUUGAACUAUGUUGUAGAUGUCUGAUAUUUUCUGACCAAUGAUCUGAAAGUUUUGCCGAAGCAAUGGGUCUUUCAUUGUAUCUAGAUGGACCCAGAUUGAUAAAAAAGGCUUCUUAUAAUGAAUUACUCACCUCCUUUGUUAUCAAAUAUGUAUUGAUAAUAUUAUCGUUUAACUGAUAUCCAUUCUUUUUUUCUUUUCUUUUUUAAUGAUUGCACUGUAUUCAUGUCUGCCCAUUGUCCAUUGUAGGUAGACACUCGUCCAGUUGCUCAGCUGCUUGAGAGCAUAAUAUUCAUCGUUGAUGCAAUCAUGCCUUUGCUUCGAAAACCGCCACCUACCGUGGUUGAAGAACUUGAACAGGACCUAAAGCAGAUGAUUGUUCGGCAUUCAUUUCUGACUGUCGUUCAUUCUUGUAUAAAGUAAUUUUCUGAGUGUAUUAUUUCUUCUUUAACGUUUGAACGGUUUAUUUGUCAAACUUGUCAACUUUUUGCAUUAUGUUGUUUUCUUCGCAGAAUUUGCUUUUACACAAUUUAAGUUGAUAAAUUACUGAAAUUUUCCUUUCGUCCUGCAAUAGCGUAUGCACAACCUAGCGGACUGAUUUUCAUGUUGACUUACACUGAACUCAAGAGUUGAGAUAUUUUCUACACCAGUGUAGGGCUAGUUGAAAUUUGUGUCCCCUAAUUUACUCUUUGGGCAGAUCAGAGGAUUGCUUUUCACUUUUAGCCUCGUUGUUCUGCUUGGCAUACUUUGUUACUUAUCUCUUAUCAUUUACUAUUUUAUUUAAUGAAUCGUGGUUCACCAAGACCUUAUUGAAGUGAUUCCAAGUAAGUUCAAAUAUCAUAAAUCAAAGAAAUGAAAUGCCACUAGAAAAUAAUAAUAUAAUUGUGAUUAAUUGGUAUAUCAUCUUUAACCUCAAAAUCCUUAAGUUAUGAAGUCCAGAACGAAAUGUUGGGACAUCCUUCUCUGAUUUGACCAAUAUUUACCACAUUUUUGCUGGGAUGUAGCCUGACUAGACAUGUUCCUCGCGUUUUUAAAAAUCAGAACCAAAUUGACUUGGAUUUAGAAUCAGACUUGGAAGAAAACUUGAAAACCCAUUUUCCAAACGCUCCAAAGUAAAAAAAUAUUUGGCUAGAAAAAAAUAAAUCGCUGUGAACUAUGUAUGGGUUAAACAGUAACAGUUUCACAUUUCAUUUUCUCCUCAUGGUCUUUCCAGAAAAGGAAAAUGGGGAGAGUAUCCCGGGCCCAUAUUCAUCCAGCAAAGAGCUUAAUCUACUUAGAAAGAAAAACCAUAUUCCUUGAUUAGUAAUUACAUAAUUCGUAGGGUACUUUCCUUUCUCCACUGUUACUUAAGUUAUGUCAUUUUAUUUUAUACUAAUAUCAUAUUGUUUGUUUUCGCAUCGUAGGUGCCUGUGUUCACUUAGUAAAAUUGCUGGAAAAGGUGCAAGUUUAAUUGAAUAUUUGAUACAAGUCUUUUUCAAACAUUUGCACGGGUCCAGCAUGGAUAACAAACAGGUCUAUUUUCUCAACCGAUCAGAUUCACGAUUUUUUUACAAUCUUUUCAUCAUUAUUUUAUUUUCUCUACUUUCGACUUUGGUGGCUAGAUAAGAUUCCCAAAUGCGUUUUACCAUCAUUGUUCAAUUCUACCGUUCUUGCUUCAUCCAUGAUUUGGGUGGCAUGUCGAGUUACUCUCCGGAAAGAAUCCAUCUUAUUUUGUGGCCAUGUCAUGAGGGGUCUGUGGCCAUACCUGCUCUUCUGCAAAAGUUAUGGAUCUUGAUGCAGCUUAGAAAAUCAAUCUCUUGUUCAGAAAAUGCUUUUAUCGAUGCUAUUAGAUGUGAUUCAUAUAGCGUGAUUACAACAUUUGUUGUCUUCAGGACCCUUGUCCAUCAAGUGAGUAAUAAUAUCUAUCCGCAAAGAUAGAACAUAGUAUCCAAAAAAAAAGUUUGAAAGUAUUAGUGGCCAAGGAAAUGGAAAGCUGGAAUGAUUAAUAUCUGGUUGGGGUUUCUUAUUUAAUGUAAACCAGUCUAAACAACUGUCAUAAUUGGAAUGCAGCGUACUAAAAUGAUAAAAAAAUUGUUACUUCACUAAUGAUCCAUGAACGUCAUAAGUAUGCUUCGAAUGAAUUAAAUAAAACUGAUAUGCAACAGCAUGCGGUGUCUAUAGGACUGUGAAUCCAUUGAAGUAUGGCCAGUUUUCAGUACACAGUUAAAAGUGAAGAUUGGAUCGCAGGCACAUACCAAUUUUCCCUGCACUCGGCCAGUCUUUUUGGCCAGGAUGCUGGAUUUCUCCCCUCACAUUGAGUGAGUUCUUUAAAUCUACCCCCGUAUUUCUCAUCAUUGUAAGCAUCCCCUUCCACUCUUAAGACCUAAGAGAAAGAAGAUGAAUGUGGAUUAGGAUCUUGAUGGCUUACAUUAGAUAUGACUCUCUUAUCAAGGGCACUGGGAGCCUAUUUAUUGUCAUGACUUCAAACGUGAUACCCGUGAUCAUUAUCAUCCAUCCAACUACCGCUUUUGUCGUUCUCCGUCCCGUAACAUGAAUAUCUUCAGGGCCCUAUCACUACGCUAUGCACUUUUUCAAGGGAAUUGUAGGGGUGUAGUGAGCUAUCUUAUGUUUAUGUCUGCCAUACGCCAUCCUUCUGGGGAAUAAGGUUGAACUGCAAAGUGCUCAUGUGCCCUGAUCAUGGUCUAGUUUUUUUUUUUCUUCAGUUUUUAGCCAAAAUGCCUUAAUCUUCUCACAAGUCUUAACAAUGUAAAAGUUCUGUACUGAGUUAAAAGAAAGUGUCGAUUAUCUGGAAAAUAGUUGUGAUUUAAUGCCAUGGUUUCAUUCUAAGAGUUAUCGGGUCUUCUGCACUCGGAAUGGGUCUAGGUAACCACCAUAAGAAGGUGCUAAUUGAAAAUCUAGCCGCUAGGUUGUGGUCAACCAUUGCUUCUGCUACCAAGGAAUUAAAAACUGGAUCCUGGAAAAGGCCUAUGAAUCAUGAAUCAGUCGGCCAGCUACUAGGCAGUUCUGGGCAUAGGUGGAGGAGGCUGAAGAGUGGACAAGUAGCUGACAGCAGCAUUGAUCUUUUAGGUUCUUCCCCUCUCCGCGCUUCUCCUUUUUAGUCCCUGUGUUCCCUGGUGGCAUCGACAGAGGAAGAAAAUGCUGGGCACUAUGCUGGCAUGCUGUCAAUUGGGCGACCUCUACAAAUUGUGCACACACCUGCUUAGAACCUUGACACAAGGGGUCGUCUUUGCGGCAACUACAUUCCCUUCUGUUGUUUUUUCCCUCUACUCUAACAUCCGAUACCCUUGACGAUGCAUGAGAACAAAUAUUCUUUGUGUGAUGAUAUUGUCAAUUCCUGAAGAAUCCUCAUACAUAUUAUUCUUUAUUAUUCUGAGAUAUCAAUGUUUACAGUGGCUUUGGAAAUUAUUUCUCCUAUAGUUCAUCACCGCAUUCCUGUGCUAGGGUAUUUUCUGAUAUCGAAGCAUUUUCUAUCUCUCAGUUGUUAGGACGGUCAUUGUUCUGCCUUGGGCUGCUUGUCCGGUAUGGGAAGGAGCUGAUGAAUAACUUUGAAAACCGGCAUGCGCUUGUUACAAAAUGUCUCACGUUGCUUAAGAGGUUUCUGGUUUCUGAGGAUUUUGGGUUGAAGGUCCGAUCCUUGCAGGUGACCCACUUUGCACUUUCUUACGGAUACAUCCGCUGCAAUUUUUUUAUUCCUCAUUAUCUCGCUUUUACUUUUCUACUUAUAUUCGUCGUUUUUCAGGCACUGGGUUUUCUACUGAUUGCACGGCCCGAGUACAUGCUCGAGCAAGAUAUCAAGAAAAUAUUAGAGGCCUCACUGUUAUCUGGUUCCGACAUUCGUCUCAAGGUGCGCUAAUAAUCUUCAAAUAUUCUCUUUACUCGUAUUUAUUGUAAUAGUUUCCUCUACCAGAUGCAGGCAUUGCAAAACAUAAAUGAGUACCUUCUAGAUGCGGAGAGUCAAAUGGGCAAGGAUGGUGCCAAUAAUCCUGUGAUUCCACCUCCAGAUGAUGCCGUAAAUAAGGUACCGGUUGCUGCUGGUGCAGGUGACACUAAUAUCUGUGGAGGUAUCAUUCAACUAUACUGGGAUAAUAUCCUAGAACUAUGUCUGGACGUGAAUGAACAAGUUCGUCAGUCUGCACUCAAGGUAGGGAACCCUUUCAUUUUUAUCUGUUCGUCCCAAACCUUCUUUGAUGCGCAUAUUAAGCAGUCUAUUUAAUUUUUUGGAGACUUAUGAAGAGAAAUCACUACACCCAUUAUUUAUUUAUUUAUUUAAAUCCUCCACGCUCUUCGGAAAUGUCGAAUGUCAAAUGUCAACUGUCGCAUGCAGAUUGUAGAGGUUGUGCUGCGUCAAGGUCUGGUUCAUCCAAUUACUUGUGUUCCAUAUCUCGUAGCACUUGAAACAGAUCCACAGGAGGCAAAUUCCAAGUUGGCCCAUCACUUGCUCAUGUUCAUGAACGAGAAGUAUGUCACCGUCAUUCAUCUAGGCCUUUUUUCCGCCGUCUAAAUUUAGUGGCCUGUAUGAGUUGACUUCGAACGACUGUUUGCAGGUACCCAGCUUUCUUUGAGAAUCGUCUGGGCGACGGCCUUCAGAUGUCGUUCAAGUUUGUUCAGUCAGUGUUGGCCACGACGAACGGCAAUGUGAAGGGGAGAACAGAGGCCAGCGCUUUCGCAUGGGUCAGGCCUGGAAUCUCUCGAAUAUACAGACUCAUUCGGAUAAAUCGCAUUUCGAGGAACAAAUUUAUGCACUCGAUCGUCAGGAAAUUUGAGCCGGGCGGAUGGAGUAGUUCGUCUAUUCACUUUCUUGUGUAAGUAACUGAGAACCUUAUGCUUGGAAGCCACUGUAGGGGAUGCAAAACCCAGGUUUUUAACUGUUCUCGUGGUUUCUCAGGUAUUGCACGGAGAUUCUGGCGACUCUCCCAUUCACGUGUCCCGAUGAACCUCUUUAUCUGAUUUAUGAUAUAAACCGGGUUCUACAGCUUCGAGCGGGCCCCCUUGAAUCGAAUAUGAAGAUGUGGAGUUCAGUUUUCCACCAGAAAGAUUUGAAGGACAUCACGAACAGAAAUCGUGAAGUUAAGCCCUUCACCGAAGGCUAUUAUACGGCGAGUCAUAACAGUGCGACGGCCGAACCAUUGACGUCCGACGACUCUUGUGGCGUUUCUGAAGAAACUCUGCUGAAAUGCCAGGUAAUCACAAAUCAAUCAUCUUGCAUUAUACCUCUCUUUUAAACAGUAAGUGAGGUGCGCAUUAUACAUGACGGCGUGCUGAUCACCUCAUUCUCAGUUUGUUUUCGGAGAAUCGGAUCUUGGGCGCUCAUCUUGACGCUAAUUUCAUAUUUCCAGGUUCCUGGACAUGUUUUCCCCUAGAAAAAAUGUAGGAAGGAAUUUAGGAUGGGCUUUGUGCUUGGUGAUCUCAGAAUAUUUCCAUCCGACUAGACGUCCUCGUAAUGGACGACUGCAUCUUCUUCUUCUUCUUGGUCACAAAAGGAUGACUGUCUUUUUAACUCGGAUUGCAUACAAUGAACAGGCCGACUGCCGCGACGCCAUAGCCCUUCAACUCCUGCUGAAGCUGAAGAGGCACCUCAAAGUGGUCUUCUCUCUAGAUAACGCCCGCUGUCAGGUACGUCUCCCCCAACCAUCCCAUUCAUUCAUCUCCUUCCGGGCCCCUCCCCCGGGCGUUGUCCUAAACCUUCCUGCCGCCGAAAAAUGGGGCGACCAGGCAUUCUCCCUGAAGGAGUACCCUAAGCCGGGGGAGACGCUCUCCCGGCAGAACAUCCCCUUCACCAUCAGCGACGCCCUCGCCAAGGUUCCCGACUCCCCGCGCGGCAUGGUGGACAAGUACCAGGUAAACCCCACGACCACUUCUCUCCAUCUUCACCCCCCCCCGAUCGAUCGAUCGGUGCUCUUCUUCUUCAUCGCGCGGUGCUGGUUGGCGCUUGCAGGAGUUCAAGAACUCGCUGAGGGACGACGCGGUGGACUACGUCUCGUACAGCGCCGGCACGAAGAAGCGCCCGGCUCAGAAGAGCUCGCGGGGGAAGCUCGCCCAGGGACAGCGCGACGACGGCGAGGAUGACGACGGCGGCGGCGGCGACGAGGGCUGGGCCGGCGGCGCCGCCCGGAAUCUGGGCUUCGCCGGCCAGAGGCCCGGCGCUGGGCGGUUCCCCUGGGAACGUCAAUGA